Molecule: messenger RNA, 4456 nt
Organism: Mus musculus (house mouse)
Lineage: Eukaryota; Metazoa; Chordata; Mammalia; Rodentia; Muridae
Gene: Abt1
Product: activator of basal transcription 1
Exons: 3
Coding region: 35-844 (269 amino acids)
Biological process (GO): regulation of DNA-templated transcription
Cellular component (GO): nucleolus; nucleus
Molecular function (GO): nucleic acid binding
Source: RefSeq, marked provisional
AGAUUCACGGCUGUCGUGCUCCCCAGAUCUUGCCAUGGUGAAAGCGGGAGAGUUGGUGGAGCAGCAAAAGGCUGCGAUGGAGGAAGAGGCGAAUGCAGAGGCGGCGGAGGAUCAGGAGGAGCCCGAGGACACGGCCUGCAGCAGCAGCAGCAAGAAGAAGAAGAAGGUAGUUCCGGGGAUUGUGUACCUGGGCCACGUCCCGCCGCGAUUCCGGCCCCUUCACGUACGCAACCUGCUCAGCGCCUACGGCGAGGUGGGACGCGUUUUCUUCCAGGCCGAGGACCACUUUGUGAAACGCAAGAAGAAGGCAGCCGCGGCCGCAGGAGGAAAGAAGGGAGCUAAGUACAGCAAGGACUAUACCGAAGGCUGGGUGGAGUUCCGAGACAAGCGUGUAGCCAAGCGAGUGGCAGCCAGUCUACAUAACACGCCCAUGGGCGCCCGCAAGCGCAGCCCCUUCCGUUAUGACCUGUGGAACCUCAAGUAUUUGCAUCGUUUUACUUGGUCCCACCUCAGUGAACACCUUGCCUUUGAGCGCCAAGUACGAAGGCAACGCCUGAGAGCAGAGGUCGCCCAAGCAAAGAGAGAGACUGACUUCUAUCUUCGAAACGUAGAACAGGGACAACACUUCCUUGCAGCUGAUGGGGAUGCUACUCGGCCAAAUAGCUCCUGGACAUUCACCCAGCGUCCCACUGAGCAGGAGUUUAGGGCCCGGAAAGCUGCACGGCCAGGAGGGCGGGAAAGAGCACGGCUGGCUAAUGUCGAGGACCAGGCCCGAUCCAACAGAGGGCUCCUUGCCAAGAUCUUUGGAGCCCCUCUACCUGCAGAGAGCAAGGAAAAACCGUAGUCAAUAAGGGACUCCUGGUGAUGGAAGAAAUACCUACCAGCCCUGCGCCAUUCUGAUCUGCUUCCUGAAGAGUGUGACCAUCUAGGCAGAUGUUUUCUCUAUUCCACACACCAAGAGUCUGGUAAAGGCCUUUUGUUGGUGUCUUUUACCUACUUUGAACAAAUCCUGUAAGUGCCAGCCUGAGAACCUUACUCGUCCUAUCCAGGGUGAAGACCACUGGAGGUGCCUGUUGUGUUUUGUUUGAUUUCUGAUUGCCUGCCUCUUUCUCAGUGGACAGCUAACAGUUUCUGACUGAAAGAGUGGACUUGCCCUCCACUAGGGUAGUGGUCUGUGGUGUUUGUUCACUGUGGUGGAAGGCUGAAUUAGCAGGAAUUGGAUUAGAGGUCCAAUUUGAGGCUUAUAUUUGAAAAUAAAAAAUAAUUUAUUUUUAUAUGCUUUUUAGUUUUUCAUUAAGUAAGUUUCAACUUCUUUUGAAGCCAUACAUGCCGCUCAGUUACUUUAGCACAGGCAUGAUUCUCCUCCACCCAUGAAUCUCAGUUACUCUAUCAGAUAUGAUCCCAAUGCUCCUGUGUUAGUCAGGGUUCUGUAGAGUCACAGAACUUAUGGGUAGUCUCUGUAUAGUAAUGGAAUUUGUUGAUGGUUUACCGACUGUAGUCUUAACUCCCAACAGUGGUCAGGAGCACCUGUGAAUGGAAGUGCAAGGGUCUAGCAGUUGCUCAGUCCCACAAGACAAGCAGGUGAAGGAGGGUCUUCCUUCUUCCAAUGUCAUUAUGUAGGUCUCCUUAGAAGAUGUGGCCCAGGUUAAAGGUGUGUGCCGCCAUUCCUGGAUCUGGGACUUGCUUUGUCCCACAUGACCUUGAACUCAGAGAUCUCCUUUCUACGGAGGAAGUAGUCCAAUGUAGUAAACCUGACACCAGGUUUCUGGCUGAUCACCUCAAAGAAUCUGGGGCUCAGUGUUAGUUUCUGCUAUUGGCAGAUCUGGCAUUCAGCGGCAGCCGUAGCCAGGUCAGCCUUGGUGAGUGGAAGUCCCUGUUGUUGAGCCCGAGCAUAACCUCCAUCUCCGUCACCAUAGCCACUUUGUUCAUGUGCCCAUUGAGCAAUGACAGGGAUGGCUGGGGAAAGAGGCUGACUGUCCACAGAACGGGUCAUCUAAUCCACUUGAUUAUUGAACUCCUCCUUGGCUGAAGUCACCUUUUGGUGAGUGUUUAAAUGGGACACAAAUAUCUUCACAUCCUUUGCCCACUUGGAAAUAUCUAUCCACAUACUUCUUCCCCAGAUGUCUUUCUCACCAAUUUUCAAUUGUUAUCUUUCCAAAUCCCUGACCAUCCAGCCAAUCCAUUGGCUACAAACCAUGAGUCAGUAAACAGUUGUACAUCUGGCCAUUUCUUUUGCCAAACAAACUAAUACCACGUGUACUGCCCGAAGUUUUGCCCAUUGUGAAGAUUUUCCUUCACCUGUAUCUUUCAGGGUUGCCCUGGAAAGGGAUUAUACUGCAGCUGUCCACUUCUGGGUGGUGCCUGCAUAACGUAUAGAGCUAUCAGAAAUCCAGGUCCUAGUCUUCAGUCAGCCAAUCAUAGGAACACCCCAUGAGGCUAUAGGCACAUGCUUGGCAGCAGAUGGCAUUGUAAUAGGAGUAGAAACCAUAGGCAUUUGAGCAACUUCUUCAAGUAACUUGCUUGUGCCUUCAAGACCUGCUCUGGCCCAAUCACAUAUAUACCACUUCCAUUUGAUAAUAGACUGCUGCUUUGUAUGUCCUACUUUACGACUGGAGGGUCUGAUGGCACCCAGCUCAUGAUGGAUAGUUCAAGUUCAGGUUGCUUGGUAACUUGCAACCUGAUUCUGGUGUCCUAUUAUCAAAUGUUCAGUUUCCACUAAGGCCCAAUAGCAGGCCAAGAGCUGUUUUUCAAAGGGAGAAUAGUUGUCUGCAGAUGAUGGUAGAGCUUUGCUUUAAUAUCCCAAAGGUCUUUUCUGUGAUUUCCCUACAGGGGCCUGCCAGAGGCUCCAAACAGCAUCUCUAUCUGCUACCAGCACCUCAAGUGCCAUCGGGUCUGCUUGAUCAUAUGGUUCAGGAGUAGAGCAGCCUGCACAGUAGCCUGGACCUGUUGAAGGGCCUUCUGUUUCAGGCCCCACACACGUCACUUGGUAUAUGGGCCUGAGUAACACACCCAAGUGAGUAAUAUACUGUCUCCAGAAUCCAAAUAGACCCACUAAAUGUGCUUUUUUCUUGGUAGUGGGAGGGGCCAGGUGCAAUAACUUAUCUUUCACCUUAGAAGGAAUAUCUCUGCAUGUCCCACAUUACUGGACCUAGGGACUGCUCUUUAUAACUUUCUUAUUUUGUGAUAGGGCCUCACUCAAGUGAGACUUAGCCUUGAACUCAUUCUGUAAGUUGCUCAAAUUAGCUUUGAGCUAACUUUGGUCAGGUAGGCUCUGAACAUGAAAUCCUGUCUCAGCCUCCCAAAAACUUGCUGUGAGGAGAGGCCUGUAUCAAGAGGCCUAGUUUCAAUAUUCUUAAAUAAAUAAAUAGAAUAAUAAUUUACCUUCCUUUUCUUUAUAGGGUAAAUCCUUACCUGGAAAAGGCAUCCACAAGCUAUCACAUGCCUUAUCUUUUAAAAUGUUUCAGUAUUCAUUUUGGUACAUGUCUUCUGUAUAAAAACUGCAAAAAGAUGUUUACUAAUAGAUCUAGGGGUUAAAAAUACUGUCAUGGUUUGAAUAUGCUUGGCCCAGAGAGUGGCACUAUUUGGAGGAGUGGCCUUGUUGGAGUAGGUGUGCUACUGUGGUCAUGGGGUUUAAGAGCCUCACUCUAGCUGCCUAGAAGUCAGUCUUCCACUAGCAGCCUUCAGAUGUAGAACCCUCAGCUCUGCCUGUAUCAUGCCUGGAUGCUGCCAGGCUCCCACCUUGAUGAUAAUGGACUGAACCUCUGAACCUGUAAGCCAGUCCCAAUUAGAAGUUGUCCUUUAUAAGACUUGCCUUGGUCAUGGUGUCUGUUCACAGCAGUUAAACUCUAAGACAGAGACUGAGCCUCUCAAAGAUCCUACCAUUCCAGCCACUUUUCCUGUCUCCAUUCUCCUCCCUCAGUCCAGCCCAUGUCGUGGGUCUAUCACAUGGACUGCCUUCCUCAGCACCUUCUGAAACUUCGCUUCCAACAGCCUGAACCCCUGGCCCCUUGUUCCCUUCCUCACAAGCUCAAGUGCAUUUCCCCUUCAAGAUUCAGUCACUUAGAAUGUCAGGCUGGCUUCCCCCGACUUCCCCUCCUAAGGUGAGCAUCCUGCUUCUGUGGGGCUGGAGCACUGUUUUCUCUCUGGGGUAGCUCCUCCUGUUUUACAGUAAUUGUUGAUGUUUUUACCCUGGUGUUAUCAGUAUGAAGAUUCAACAUUAUCUUUGACUCUUUAGGGCUUCAGUCUGGUAAAUAAAUGUUCACUAACUCUUUGAGUUGCUGUGAGGAGAGGUUUUAUAAAAAUCCUAAAUAAUACACUUUCUGCACUCCACUACCUGUGAUGUUUGGUUUGACAACCAGUUUGGAAAGUGUCAUCUACUUGUGACAGUGAUAAGGAGCGUCAGGAAGGUCUUGAUCCAAACAGUCACAAAGGUAAUAAAAGUCAGAUUUACAUCUUC